AUGGGACCCCUGUGCCACCCUCGGCCCGCCGCGGCCGCCCCCGGGCGCAGCCCGCGGCAGGCAGCGGACGGCGCGGCGCUGCCCGGCUCCCCGCUGCUGCUCCUCUGCCUUCUCCUCGCUUCCUCCGUUUCUGCUUGCAGAGGUGCACCAAUGCCAUCCCAAGCACUCACAUCAGAUGAGGAUAUGCAGCUGUUGAAAGAGAUAGAUGAUGCAUGUUCUGCUUACCUGUCCACAGAUUCUCAGCCUCAGGUAUCCAGUACACUGGAAGAACUUUGUUUUUUGAUCAUGGGAUUUCUCCAGAAACCACAGGAUUUAGAUGAGAAAGACAACACCAAAAGGUUCUUAUUUCAUUAUUCUAAGACUCAUGACUCGGGCAACUCAGACGUCAUGUCAUCUGUCCUGCAUCCUUUACUGCAACUCGUUCCUCACCUUAAUGAGAGAAGACUGAAGAGAUACAAACUGGACGAAGAACUCCAAGGACCUGGAGGGAUUCAAAGCAGAGGCUACUUCUUCUACAGGCCACGUAAUGGAAGGAGAUCAGUGGAUUUCCGCUAAGGAGGAUUAUAGAUUCCUGAUUUAGAACUAAAACUGCAGGAAUGCUGAGUACAUGGACAUACUGUUUUCCUUACAGUAAUUAUUUGUCAUUAAUGUACAAUUAGAAAUCACUCAAAUGUAAAUAUUCUUAAACCAGAUUAUGUUAAGAAGGUCUUUACUAUCUUGAUUAUAUUAAAAGCAUAUUAAAAUUAUUUGUUUCCUAGUGUUAUGAUGUUUGCAACCACAUGUAAUUCAACUGUAAAAGAGUCAUUGCUUGCUAGCAACAGACAUUGCCUCUGUUAAGUAAAUUUUCCCUUCUAAAUAAAGGCCCUCAGCCAGACAGUUGUUUUAAUGAGAA
Lonchura striata (white-rumped munia) is the source of this 892-nucleotide messenger RNA. RefSeq names its product neuromedin U (gene NMU). Gene Ontology annotation, biological process: neuropeptide signaling pathway; positive regulation of smooth muscle contraction; positive regulation of synaptic transmission. NCBI's taxonomy places the organism in Eukaryota, Metazoa, Chordata, Aves, Passeriformes, Estrildidae. Gene Ontology annotation, cellular component: terminal bouton. Gene Ontology annotation, molecular function: neuromedin U receptor binding. The record is from RefSeq and is a predicted model, not a curated record.